This is a messenger RNA of Sebastes umbrosus (honeycomb rockfish), 6132 nucleotides long. It is a transcript of the gene ankrd44, whose product is annotated as ankyrin repeat domain 44. Lineage: Eukaryota; Metazoa; Chordata; Actinopteri; Perciformes; Sebastidae. Gene Ontology annotation, cellular component: cytoplasm. Gene Ontology annotation, molecular function: protein binding. The transcript is spliced from 28 exons. The record is from RefSeq and is a predicted model, not a curated record. Bases 578 to 3745 code for a protein of 1055 amino acids.
GCUGCUUGGUCUGUUGUUGAUGCUGAGGAAGCUGCUCCUCCACUUCUGCAUCUGAGAGGAGGAGGAGGAGGAGGAGGAGGAGGAAGAGGAGAGACGAGGCUCCAACUUCCUGUGUGAUCUGCUGUUCAGCUGAGUUCAGCCUGGCUGCCUCUCCGGGAGGCUUGUGGCUCUGCAGAAGAACCGGGGAGGAGGAAGAGGCUUUCUGUGGUGAAUGUAUGGCUCCCUGAGGACGCCUGGAAGCUCCACCAGCAGCAGCAGCAGCACCACCACUACCAGCACCAAGCUGAGGCCAUACAUGUGUCUUGUUUUGGGUCAGUGCCUCGGAGCGGCCGCCUCGGCUCAGCAGCAGCAGCGACGCCGCAGAUAGUGUGAGUAGGAGCGGGUCUGUUGGCUGCUGGCUGCUCAGCCUCGGCCUUCAUCACCAUCACCCGGCCUGAGAGGAGCUAUACGAGGAGCUGCUGCUAGCCGGAAGUCCUGAGAAAAGGAGGAGGUGUGCAGCAGCAUCUUAGCCGUGCAUGGUGCUGCGGUGUCGGGAGGAGAGUGGAUGAGCAGCCGGAGCUGACCCAGACACCCAGAGAUGGCUGUCCUCAAACUGGCCGACCAGCCUCCUCUCAUCCAGGCGAUCUUCAGCGGAGACCCUGAAGAGAUUCGUAUGCUCAUAUACAAGUCUGAAGACAUCAAUGCUCUGGAUUCAGAGAAGCGCACCCCGCUGCAUGCAGCGGCCUUCCUGGGCGAUGCUGAGAUCACAGAGCUCCUCAUCCUCUCUGGGGCUCGGGUCAACGCCAAAGAUAAUAUGUGGCUCACCCCCCUCCAUCGCGCUGUGGCUUCUCGGAGCGAGGAGGCUGUGCGAGUUUUGAUCCGCCACUCGGCCGACGUGAACGCCCGGGACAAGAACUGGCAGACGCCGCUGCAUGUUGCUGCAGCCAAUAACGCGCUGCGAUGCGCAGAGGUCAUCAUCCCACUGCUGAGUAGCGUCAACGUGUCGGACCGCGGCGGACGCACCGCCCUGCAUCAUGCCGCCCUCAACGGCCACACCGAGAUGGUAAACCUCCUCCUCGCUAAAGGAGCCAACAUCAACGCCUUCGAUAAGAAAGAUGGCCGAGCGCUGCACUGGGCAGCUUUCAUGGGUCAUUUGGAUGUGGCGUGUCUGCUGGUGAGUCAGGGGGCGGAGAUCAGCUGUAAGGACAAACGGGGAUACACUCCCCUCCACACGGCGGCCUCCAGUGGGCAGAUCGCCGUGGUCAAACACCUGCUGAACCUGGCUGUGGAGAUAGAUGAGUCCAAUGCAUUUGGGAACACGGCACUCCACGUGGCCUGCUUCAACGGACAGGACGCCGUCGUCAGCGAGCUGAUCGAUUACGGCGCCAACGUCAGCCAGGCCAACAACAAGGGCUUCACCCCGCUGCACUUUGCCGCCGCCUCCACACAUGGAGCGCUCUGUCUGGAGUUCCUGGUCAACAACGGGGCUGAUGUCAACGUACAGAGUCGUGACGGAAAGAGUCCUCUUCACAUGACGGCAGUUCAUGGACGCUUCACUCGCUCACAGACCCUCAUCCAGAAUGGUGGGGAGAUCGACUGUGUGGACAAGGACGGGAACACUCCUCUCCACAUCGCUGCCCGCUUCGGUCAUGAACUCCUCAUCAACACGCUCAUCACCAGCGGAGCAGACUGCACAAGGCGAGGAGUCCACGACAUGUUCCCUCUCCAUCUGGCUGCCUUGAACGCUCACUCUGACUGCUGCAGGAAGCUGCUGUCCUCAGGCUUCCAGAUUGAUACUCCUGACAGCCUGGGGAGGACCUGCCUGCACGCUGCUGCUGCCGGAGGUAAUGUGGAGUGUGUGAAGCUGCUCCUGAGCAGCGGUGGAGACCACAACAGGAGGGACAAGUGUGGCAGAACCCCCCUCCACUACGCGGCCGCCAGCCGUCACUACCAGUGUCUGGAGACUCUGGUUGCUUGUGGCACCGCCAUCAACGCCACCGACCAGUGGGGUCGCUCUGCCCUGCACUACGCCGCCGCCUCGGACCUGGACAGGAGGCGUCGUGUUGCUCUGGAGCCAGAGAGUGAAGGAGUUCAGGCGGAGAGGGAGAAAGAGGCAGCGCUAUGUUUAGAGUUCCUGCUGCAGAGCGGAGCAACGGCGUCUCUGAAAGACAAACAGGGCUACAGUCCUGUCCACUACGCUGCAGCCUAUGGACACCGGCACUGUCUGGAGCUGCUGCUGGACAGAGACGACUGUCACCAAGACGACCCUGAAUCUCCGAACGCCAGGAGCCCGCUGCACCUCGCUGCGUACCACGGCCACGCUCAGGCCCUGGAGGUGCUGCUGCAGGGGGAGAGGGAGGUGGACCAGGGGGACGAGGCGGGGAGGACCCCCCUGGCCCUGGCCGCCCUCCGGGGCCACGCCGAGUGCGUUCACACCCUCCUCGGCCAGGGGGCGUCGCCGCGCACCACCGACUCCCAGUACGGACGCAGCCCUGUCCACUUGGCAGUGAUGAACGGUCAUACGACGUGCGUGCGCCUCCUGCUGGAUGAAUCGGAGAGUACAGACCUCGUAGAUGCUGCUGACUCUCAGGGACAGACUCCUCUGAUGCUGGCGGUGGCGGGAGGUCACGUGGACGCCGUGUCGCUGCUGCUGGAGCGGGAAGCCAACGUGAAUGUGGCGAGUAAACACGGCCUCACUGCUCUGCACCUCGGGCUGCUGUGUGGUCAGGAGGAGUGCAUCCAGUGUCUGUUGGAGCAGGAAGCCUCGGUUUUGCUCGGAGACUCUCGAGGUCGUACCGCCAUCCACCUGGCCGCAGCCCGAGGUCACGCCUCGUGGCUGAGCGAGCUGCUGAGCAUCGCCUGCUCCGAACCGCCGUCCCUCCCCCCGCUGAGGGACCACAACGGGUACACGCCGCUGCACUGGGCCUGCUACUACGGUCAUGAGGGGUGUGUGGAGGUUCUGCUGGAGCAGAAAGGUUGUCGCUGUAUUGACGGGAACCCGUUCACUCCUCUGCACUGUGCUGUGGUGAACGAUCACGAGCCGUGUGCAUCGCUGCUGCUGGAGGCCAUGGGCUCGGACAUCGCUGGCUGCAAAGACGCUAAGGACAGGACUCCUCUUCAUGCUGCAUCGUUCUCGGGUCACGUCGACUGCGUCCAGCUGCUCCUGUCCCACGAUGCACCUGUCGAUACUGUGGACCAAUCGGGUCGCAAUGCACUUAUGAUGGCGGCUGAGAAGGGCAGAGUCGGAGCCCUCGAGGUGCUGUUGACCAGCGCCGGUGCCAACCUCAGUCUGACGGACAAAGAUAGCAACACCGCCCUGCAUCUAGCUUGCAGUAAUGGAAAGGAAGACUGUGUGAUGAUGAUCCUGGAGAAGCUGUCGGACACAUCACUCAUUAAUGCCACAAAUGCAGCGCUGCAAACUCCUCUCCACCUGGCGGCUCGUAGCGGUCUGAAGAAGGCGGUCCAGGAGCUGCUGUCCAGAGGAGCCAACGUUCAGACGAUGGAUGAGAACGGUCUGACGCCUGCUCUGGCUUGCGCUCCUAGCAGAGAGGUGGCUGACUGUCUGGCUCUCAUUCUGGCUACCAUGAUGCCUUUCUGCUCCCCUUGCAGCUCCGGGGCUCCCUCCCCAGGCUCCCUGCUGAGGCAGCUGCCCCACCAGGGGGUUAAAGGCCCGGGCAGCAGCGGCCCCCGGGGGCCACGCAGCCCCAGGAACCCCUCCAGCGAGGGAACCACCGAGAACGACUCGGAGGACUCGGAAACCUUCUGACCCCUUCCGAACCGACUCUCUACCCUCCUACCUCGAAAAACUGUGUGCACCUGAACUUUUCACCCCCUUCCUCCUCCAGGAUGUUUCAGUCUGUGAAGUGCACUCUUGAGGGAGGAGGGUAGAGACUUGGUUGUGACACAGCUUGGAUGUUUUUGCCGUGUCUGUAUCUUGUACAGAAUCGCCAGACUUCGAGGCCCCCACAGCGCUUUUUUCUUAAAUGAGCGGAGCAGCCGGACUGACUACUGCAGCCGCUGCUCCACCAAGAAGAAGAAGAAGAAUCUGAUCCGGACCGGUUCAGGUUCUGAUCUGCAUGCUCGUGUUAACUCACACCACGAUUUGUUCUUUCUACUCACGGGUGCUUAAAUCCAAACGGACCUCGGUACUUUAGUCUCUGCAUGGCACAGCAACUCGCCUCCGGAGACUUAUUUUGUCUUAAAAAAAAAGAAAAAAAAAAAGAAGCCAUUUUUAACUGUUUGUAUAAAAUGAAGUAGACCAUUAAGACGUGUCAUUUUAACCUUUUUAUGAUUUUCGGCUUGUUGUUGUACCAAAUAUUUGACUUCCACACGUAAAUAAUAAUAAUUAACGUACUGAUGAACAGGUACAUAGAGCUUGUUUUUUUGUUUUUUAACAACUGAAGCACAAAUUUGCUUUUAGGUUUUGAUGCUGGAAUGUGAAUAAGAUGUUUAGUAGUUUAAAUAUUCAUCACAAAAACAUAGAAUACGACACCACUGGGUACGUCUCGAUUCCCUUAAUUGAAUCCACGUUUCCCAAAUUUGCGCGAGGAGAGAUUCAGGAACUACUGGCAGCAACACAUUUUUCUAAAAACAAAUUACUUAUUUGUAUCUGUAUUUAUUGAUUUAUUGUGUUUGUGUGUAAAUUCAUAAUUAAAUAAUUUGGGUUAUAAUUAGAAUUUCUCAUAAUUUGUAGAAAUGAUGAAAUAGAUAUAAGAUAUAAAUAGAUGAAAUAAAGUAGCUUAAGUGUAAAAUUUUUAUGUGUAUAUAUAUAUAUAUAUAUAUAUAUAUACUUUGUUUGACAUACAAGAAUUUUCAGAAUGAAAAUAAAUUACACUGAUAGUUGAUUCAAAUUUGUUUCUAUAUCAUAAAAUCAGGUAAAACUUUCAAUAACUGUAAGUUACUAAUUAAUAGACCAAUUAAUGUUCACAGCCUGAAAACGAGAUGAGCAGCAUAGUAGACUACGGCUUUGUCUGAAAUCACAUACUAUGCUCUACAAACUUUUGUGUGAAUAAACAGAAGUUUGUAUCUUUUCGGACGCGCUGAGCAGUAAUUUACGUCGUCGCUUCCUGAGAGCCUCCUGGAGACGUGUAACCAUGGUAACCCGUGCCAACCUCAUGUGACCAAAACGACGGUUUGUGAGAAUCAAAGUCUGAAUUAAUAAAAAAAAAACGUAUUGGGCCUACCAAAGUGAUAUCUUACAAUUAAAUGUCUGUCAACGUCUGUCAUGAAUGUUAUCGUCACUACCGCAUUGCAUUGUGGGAUAUUUAUGCCGCCGCAGUGUCCAGUGUUUGCAUACUGUAAUAUUUCACCGGAAAUAGUAUGCAAUUCGCGUACUAUUGGUUUCAUACUAAGGUUUCGGACAUACUAAGAAAUCUCACACUGUUUUAGCAUACUAAAAAGCAUAUGAAAUGUCGCCUCCUGUAUACUUGACAAGAUAUUUAUCCCAAAUACUGACGGUACUGAAAGGAGAUUUUUCAUCUAGAAUAUAACCAGCUAUCGCAAACCCAACACCCUUCAUCUGAGUUAUAUUAAACCUACGUUAGUUCUGUUAAUUGUCCCGGUUAUUUGAACGACCUUCAUGAUUUAUGGGCGACUCGAGGACGGAGGAGCGAGGAGCGAUCAAAUAAGGGAAUUGAGAUGUACCCACUGAUUGAACACAGGGUUUGUGCAGAUGUGAAUUAAGGCUGAGAUGUAUGCAUUUGAUCCUGCGGCCUAGAACGGCCUCCUGCACUGUUUUGACUCCAUGUCCCCCCCCGUCCCCCUCAACCCCUCCAACACACACACCUGUACACCAGGAAAGCCAACGGUGACCAAUUCCCACCUGGGCGGCUCUAAAUGUCCAAUCAUGCAAGCCCAGAUUCUCCACAAAGACCAAAUCCCUGAAGCUCUUCUUAGGUCUCCCUCAGUUUGUUGUGGUAUUUAUUAUCUAUUACAUGAUGGUACAAAUACUGCCAGCACUUAAAAUGUAAAGUAACACAGGGCCUUGACCACUCCCCCCCCCCACCCCCUCCCCACCUCGUCCUCCCUUCUGUUCGUCUACCUACCAGCUAUGUGCCAUUGUCUCUAACGUGUCCAGUGCCUUGAUGUCGAUUCAUUUUCUUUUAUCCUGUGUUGGUAGAUUAUAAUGUUCUUAUAAUUAAAGGAUCAGCUCAC